Dendroctonus ponderosae (mountain pine beetle) is the source of this 3074-nucleotide messenger RNA. Its product is annotated as 3-hydroxy-3-methylglutaryl-coenzyme A reductase. Gene Ontology annotation, molecular function: protein binding; NADP binding; hydroxymethylglutaryl-CoA reductase (NADPH) activity. Gene Ontology annotation, biological process: sterol biosynthetic process; isoprenoid biosynthetic process; coenzyme A metabolic process. Gene Ontology annotation, cellular component: peroxisomal membrane; endoplasmic reticulum membrane. NCBI's taxonomy places the organism in Eukaryota, Metazoa, Arthropoda, Insecta, Coleoptera, Curculionidae. The record is from RefSeq and is a predicted model, not a curated record.
AUUCGAAUGAAACUCGUCACUCAAUGUUAGUGGGCUUUUUCAAAUUAAAGGGUCUUCAGUUUAUUUUGGACGGAAGAAUGGUGGCUCAAUUAUUGACGACUUGUCGCCUAAAGGUCUUAGAUCGUGCGUCUUCUGGAAUAACUUGGAUAUUCUCAUCCCAAAUGGCUUCACGUUUAUUUCGAGUACAUGGUGAAUUUUGCACCAAUCACCCGUGGGAAGUCAUUGUAGCGACUCUCACCCUCACAGCGUGUAUGCUAACUGUUGAACAGCAACCUCCACUUCGACCGACAAAACCAACCAUUAAAUCAUGUUUGGGAUGCAUUCAAGAGGCGGAAUACAACGCUGCUGAUCUAAUAUCAAUGACCAUCUUAAGAAGUUUGGCUGUUCUUUAUUGCUACUACCAGUUCCGCAAGAUGCAUAAGCUCGGAUCAAAAUAUGUCCUGGGAAUUGCGGGACUUUUCACCGUGUUCUCGAGCUUGGUCUUUACGACAACAGUUCUAAACAUUCUUCGGAUAAAAGUCAGCGAUCUAAAAGAUGCGCUAUUCUUUUUCUUGCUCCUUAUCGAUCUAUCCAAAGCGGCUAUUUUAGCUCAAUUCGCUCUUAAUGGGGCCAAUCAAGCUGAAAGAAAAACCAAUAUAGCGAAAGGAUUAGCUGAGUUAGGGCCGACGAUCACUUUAGACACACUGGUAGAGACACUAGUUAUUGGCGUUGGCACCAUGUCGGGAGUAGCUAGAUUAGAAAUGUUGUCGUGGUUUGCCUGUCUGUCGGUUCUGGUCAACUAUAUUGUUUUCAUGACUUUUUAUCCAGCAUGUUUGUCGCUGAUUUUAGAGUUGUCUCAAUCGAGCAAUUUUUGCAAAACCAAAGAUUCCUGGAAGAUAUUCGCAUUUAAAGAAGAUCGCAAGUCAAAUCCUGUCCUACAAAGAGUUAAGUUGAUCAUGUCAGUUGGUUUAAUGGUAGUUCAUGUUCAAAGUCGUUGGCCAUUCAGAGACAGUGAAGUAUACACUAUAGAGCCACUAGUGCAACAGUCCUUCAAUAAAACUGAUGAUUCCAUUGCCACACAUGUAUCUUUCAUAAGAUGGUUGGUUCUUGGUGCUGAUCAUAUUGUCAUAAUAAUACUGGUCUCAGCCCUUUUAAUUAAACUGAUUUUCUUCGAAAUCAAAGAUAAUUUAGUGGAAAUAAAGCCCGGUUUUGACAAAGAAACGCCGAAGCCAACGAAACAAAUGCCAAUGAUCAAUUUUACUUUGGGUGAAUCAUGCGAAUCCACCUACGAAGAUAAAGAAGUACAAACGUUAGCUACCUCGAAUUCCGAUGUUGAUAGUUCUUCUGAUGAUGGAGUGCCAAAGCAGUGUAGAAGUUUAGAAGAUUGCGUAAAGAUCUUCAAAAAUAUAGAUCUUGGUGCUACGGCCUUGACCGACGAUGAAAUAAUACUACUGAUAAAAAAUAAGAAUAUUGCUGCCUACCAAAUAGAAAAAGAAGUAGAUGACCCAGAAAGAGGUGUGGGAAUUAGAAGAAAAAUAUUAGGCAGAGAUCUGUUAGAAUCCCCCAAGCUCCUUGAAAACUUGCCCUUUAGGAAUUAUGAUUAUUCUUUGGUCAUGGGUGCGUGUUGCGAAAACGUUAUUGGAUACAUGCCCAUACCAGUAGGAUAUGCCGGGCCUUUGCUUCUGGAUGGUCGUGAGUUGUAUAUUCCAAUGGCAACAACUGAAGGUUGCUUGGUCGCUAGCACUAAUAGAGGAUGUAGAGCUUUAAAAGUUAGUGGGGUGACCAGCAGUGUGGUUGCUGAUGGCAUGACUCGCGGUCCAGUUGUGAGAUUUCCAUCCAUUGUCAGAACCAGUCAAGCAAUGCAGUGGAUCCAAGACCCAGAUAACUUCAAAAAAAUUAAGGAACAAUUCGAUUCAAGCAGCAGAUUCGCCAGACUGCAAAGACUCACUCUUAAAAUAGCGGGACGAUUUUUAUUUAUUAGAUUCAUCGCCACCACUGGAGAUGCCAUGGGCAUGAACAUGUUGUCUAAGGGUACCGAGUACUCUUUGAAAUUGGUUCAGCAAGUAUUUUAUGAUAUGGAAAUCCUAAGUCUCAGUGGAAACUUUUGUACCGAUAAAAAGCCGGCCGCCAUUAAUUGGAUCGAGGGAAGAGGAAAAUCUGUAGUUUGCGAAGCCAUAGUUCCAGCAAAAAUUAUUUCCUCCAUACUAAAAACCAACGUCCAUGCUCUUGUUGAUGUGAACAACUCCAAGAACAUGGUGGGCUCCGCUGUGGCCGGUAGCAUAGGUGGAUUCAACGCUCAUGCUGCUAAUAUUGUGACGGCGAUUUUCUUAGCUACUGGUCAAGAUCCAGCUCAGAAUGUUAGUAGUAGCAAUUGCAUGACUUUGAUGGAACCAUGGGGGCCUGAUGGAGAAGAUUUGUACAUUUCUUGCACCAUGCCUUCUAUUGAAAUUGGCACUAUUGGUGGAGGGACAAUAUUGCCAGCACAAAGCGCCUGCUUGGAUAUAUUGGGAGUAAAAGGGUCAAACAGAGAAAAUCCCGGUGCGAAUGCGUGCCAAUUAGCCAAAAUUGUAUGUGGAACAGUAUUAGCGGGCGAAUUAUCUCUAAUGUCGGCCUUAACAGCGGGACACUUAGUGAAGAGUCACUUGAGGCACAACCGAUCCACUACCUUAUUACCAGAUGCCUUCGACAGAAAGAAAUAUUCUUUUACCCAGCUGCAAAGAUAAUGCUUGAAAAUCCAUAUCCAUGAAUUAAUUUUGAGCAGCUCGGUGCAUACCCUUCAUUUUUCAGAUAUACCAAAGGUUCCUAAAUGGAUUUAAAUAUAUAAAGAGAACAUGGGAGAAGAGGACAAAUUUUGACUAAUAUAAAUGAUAAGAUAAAUUAACAGAGUGAAUGUGAACUAUGUGUUAUGCUUAUUUGGAAUUGAGCUGAUGAACUAAAUACAAUUAUGUACCCAAUCAAAAAAAGGAGAUAUUAGCUUAAAGGUCUCCGCGAUUUGGCAAUUCAAUCUUAAUUUAAUGAAAUUUGGCGGCAUCGUAACUUUGAUGUAUCUACACAAAUAAAUAUAGUUUUAAGCUGUAAAUAUAUAUUUCAUAGCA